Molecule: messenger RNA, 1613 nt
Organism: Cynara cardunculus var. scolymus (artichoke)
Lineage: Eukaryota; Viridiplantae; Streptophyta; Magnoliopsida; Asterales; Asteraceae
Product: cytochrome P450 94A2-like
Exons: 1
Coding region: 23-1564 (513 amino acids)
Molecular function (GO): monooxygenase activity; oxidoreductase activity, acting on paired donors, with incorporation or reduction of molecular oxygen; iron ion binding
Source: RefSeq, a predicted model, not a curated record
AAUCUCAUUGCCUUCAUCCGCCAUGGAAGACCUCCACCUCUCAAAAUCCAUCUUCUUUUCAAUUCUUCCAUUCUUCUUCAUCUUCAUCUUCUUCUUCAAAUCCAUCUUUUCCAUUUUCUUCAUCAAACCCACCAACAAUUUUGCUCCCAGAUCAUACCCUCUCAUCGGAUCUUUGUUCUUUAUACUCCAAAACAACCACCGUUUCAUCCAGUGGACGUCGGACUACGUCAACAAUAGCCCUACUAAGACCGCCGUACUCCACCGCCCUCUCGGCCGUCUCCGUGUCCUCACCGCCAACCCUGCCGUCGUACGACACAUUUUGAAAACCAACUUCCACCUCUACCCGAAAGGUAAGACCGCCACAAACAACCUCUUUGAUUUACUCGGCCACGGAAUCUUCAAUAUCGACGGUGAUGGGUGGAAGUUUCAGAGACAAGUUUCAAGUCACGAAUUCAACACAAAGUCUCUGAGGAAUUUCGUCGAACAUGUGGUGGACACUGAGCUCAACGACCGUCUCCUACCCAUCUUCGCCACCUCCGCCGCUACCGGAGGGUCCGAAACCACUGUUCUUGACCUCCAAGAUAUACUUCAGAGAUUUACGUUUGAUAACAUAUGCAAAAUCGCAUUCGGACAUGAUCCUGCUUACUUGCUGCCGUCGUUGCCGGAUGCUAUAUUCGCCACCGCCUUUGAAGAAGCUGUUAUGAUCAGCACCGGCAGACUCCGAUCGAAUCUUCCAUUGUUAUGGAAACUUAAACGGAUUCUCGACAUUGGGUCGGAGAAACGGCUUCGUAUCGCCGUCGGAGUCGUUCGAGAAUUCGCUAUCAAAAUCACGAAAGAAAAGAAACAAGAACUGAAGCAAAAAUCAUCAAUCGACUCCGUUGAUCUAUUAUCCAGGUUCCUGACCUCCGGUCACUCCGACGAAAACUUCGUCGCCGAUAUCGUCAUUAGCUUCAUAUUAGCCGGCAGAGACACCACCUCCGCCGUGUUAACAUGGUUCUUCUGGUUGAUCUACAAGAACCCCAGAAUCGAAAGUGAAAUUCUCAAAGAAAUUAAAGAGAAACCAGAAAGCCUAAUUUACGACGAAGUGAAAGACAUGGUUUACACUCAUGCUUCCCUCUGUGAAACCAUGAGACUUUACCCGCCGGUGGCCGUAGAUGGGAAGGAAGCAGCUGACGACGACGUUUUACCUGACGGAACCGUCAUGAAGAAAGGGUAUCCGAUAUCGUAUCACAUUUACGCAAUGGGAAGGUCUGAGGAGUUGUGGGGUUCCGACUGGUCGGAGUUCCGGCCAGAGAGGUGGUUGGAGAAGGAUAUUUCAGGGAAGUGGGUGUUUAAACCGAGGGAUGUUUAUGAGUAUCCGGUGUUUCAGGCGGGUCCACGUGUCUGUUUGGGGAAAGAAAUGGCGUUUUUGCAGAUGAAGAGGGUGGUGGCGGGUGUUUUACGGCGGUUUAGGGUGGUUCCGGCGACGGAUGAUGGCGUCGAUCCGGUUUACGUAGUUUACUUCACGGCGAAGAUGAAAGGUGGGUUUCCCGUAAGGAUAGAAAACAGGGAUGAGAUCAAAUGAUUACGUCGUCGUUUGAUUCUUGGCCGUCUAUGUAGUCAUCAAAAUUAUU